Schistosoma spindalis is the source of this 4137-nucleotide messenger RNA. The record is from the annotation of a GenBank genome assembly. NCBI's taxonomy places the organism in Eukaryota, Metazoa, Platyhelminthes, Trematoda, Strigeidida, Schistosomatidae.
AUGAGUCAGAUAUUACAAGUCCAUGCUUUCCUCCAGCAUUCUUUCCCAUUGAAUGAGAACCUAAUCCCGGCAUCUCUAAGAGAUGAUUUAAUUCACCAACGAACUCAAAUACCAUAUCAUAAUAUCCCGAUACAUAGAGAUGGUAUGACGGGGCAAGUAGUGGAUCCUGAUGUUAAUUUUAAACGUUCAUGUGCUACGGCUACAUCUUGUGGAAUAAAUACUGCCAACACCAGGGUUGAACCAACAAUUAUGAAAUCUAUCCAUGAAAUUAGCAAACAGGCUCUUCAUUCAACUAAAACGGAGUUUAAUAAAUGGAGUUGUAUACGUAAAUCACCUGACUGUUCUAGUGAUUUACCAACUGUCCCCAGUAUAACUGAUGAGUUAUUGAAAAUGGCUUCCGAGGAUGUGGUUCAGAAUUGGUGUUUUCCGAAGGGAUAUUUCCUUCGACUAACAGCUCAGAUAAAUGAGGCAGGGACUUUCUUACUACCCAAAAGAGAAACGAUCACGUUUUUUAAAAGACGAAUAAGGAGCUGCAAAGCACGUGAAUCCUAUGCUACAAUAGAGGAUACUUCAACACCACUCCCGACAUUAACAAAAUUAAUUCAGAAUCCAGCAUUAAAUUGGAAUUUCGAGCUUGACACAUUUCAAAAACGUGCAAUCCUUUGUCUUGAAAACAACAAAACAGUAUUUGUUUCAGCACACACAUCAUCCGGUAAAACUGUGAUUGCAGAAUACGCCUGCGCUAUUUGUUUACGUCGUGGUUCACGUGUCAUCUAUACAAGUCCAGUUAAAGCACUUUCCAACCAGAAAUUUCAUGAUUUUAGGGAAAGAUUUGGUGAAAAUGUAGGACUAAUUACUGGAGACAUCAAACUAGCUCAAGAAGCAUCACUACUUGUCAUGACCACUGAAAUAUUAUAUAAUAUGUUGUGUAAUGCAUCUGAGAUUAUCAAAAAUCUUGAAAUUGUAAUCUUGGACGAGGUACACUAUAUUAAUAAUCCAGACAGAGGUUACGUAUGGGAGCAGAUUAUGAUAAUGCUUCCUAAGCAUAUUCUACUAGUAAUGUUAAGCGCCACUGUACCAAAUAAUUAUGAAAUAGCUGAUUGGUUAGGACGUGUACGAGGUUGUGAAAUUCAUGUCAUCGCAACAGAUAAACGCCCUGUUCCACUGGAAUAUUACCUAUAUACUAGCAUGACGGAACAAUAUACAUCACAUCUUCACCUUAUUGUAGACAAAGAUGGUCAUUUUAUAGAUUCAGGUUACCAGGCAGCUGCUUCGUCGAAAAAGUCUGGAGGACCACCAUAUUCUACUCCUGCUUGUAGAGGGAAAGAUGCUUUCAUCAUGCACACUAAAAAUACAUGGCUUGGAUUUGUUAAUUUACUAAAAGAACAAAAUCUUAUGCCUGCGAUAGCAUUUGCAUUCUCUCGAUCAUCCGUUGAAACAUUAGCUAAAAAUCUAUCAUCAGUAGACCUAACAAGUAAAUCUGAAAAACAACAAAUUACGAAGUUUUUCUCUACAAUUACUGGUCGCUUAAGAAAAUGUGAUCGAAAGCUUGCUUCAGUUAAAUUUCUUCAUGAUUUAACUAGAAGAGGACUAGCUGUUCAUCAUAGUGGGAUGUUACCUAUGUUAAAAGAAACUGUGGAACUUUUAUUUAGAGCUGGUUUAGUGAAAAUUCUUUUCGCUACUGAAACAGUUUCUACAGGAGUUAAUACACCUGCACGUUGUGUAGUCUUUACGUCGCUUGAAAAAUUUGAUGGUCAUAAGAGACGUUCUUUGGAUUCAAGUGAAUUUACUCAAAUGGCUGGUCGAGCAGGUCGUCGUGGUAUAGACGCUAAAGGUCUUGUAAUUAUUUUGGUUAGUACUAUUGAAAAAUCGUUAAAAUCAUCUGUCACUGGUCUACCGACUGAAAGUCUUUUGCGAAAUAUGAUACUUGGAAGACAAACAGAAUUAAUUUCACGAUUCAGGGUCACGUAUUCUAUGAUUUUAAAUUUACAUCGAUCAUCUUCACUAACUCCACAGGAUAUUAUGAAGCGUAGUUUUAUGGAAGCAGCAAGUCAUCGAUGGGAGACUAAACAAAGACAACAUUUAUCAGUAUUAAAUAAAAAGUUAAGUGAAACUACUAAAAUAAUUUCACAUAAUAAUACUGAUGAUAAUAUUAAUAAUAUUACCAUCCAGACAUCAACUAUUGCAAUUUCAACAUCCACUGAAAUUACUAGUGAUUCGUUUAAAUCUCUGAUUGAUAGUCUUGAUGUACAGGUUAAAUGUCCACAUAAUGGAGUUGAAUGCUGUGAUUCCAUAUGUCAAUACUAUCAAUUAUGUUACAAAUAUCGCCAACUAACAAAUUCAAUUAUUUCUACACUUGAUGUAAAGUAUGCGCAACGUUUACAGCAAAUUUUUUGUCCCGGUCGUUUAAUAUUACUCCAGUUAAUGAUAAGCGAGUCUGUUUGGUUAGUACCAGCUGUUAUUAUAAAUUACCAUUGGAAAACAAGAAAUAAUGAUGCUGAAAAUCAAAUAAUGCUCAAUGUUAUUCUAUGGGAACUACCUAUUAAUUUGCCGAAUUCUUUGAGACUUAUCAAAAAACAGGAAGACGAACAGUCCUCCUCAUCAUCAUCAGAAUUAGUAUUAGUAGUAUCUGGAAGUGAUACCGUCACAUCUGAACAAAUGAAUAAUAACAAGGAUACUAAUUACUAUGAAUAUGAUGAAAUCGAAGAGAAAAUUCUACGUAAUUCCAUUAAUGAAGGUAGAACGACAACAAUACCGGUUCCACCACAUUUAAUGCCCGUUUUUGUGCCCUCUUCAUUAGACGAUGGAUAUUCACGUUUAACACGUCAAUCAGUUCCAUUAAGUGAUUCACUUGUAAGAAUCUGCGAUCAAAUUGUUACCUUUCAAGAUAUGGGACACAAUCUAAUUGAUGACGAUAAUUCGAAAGUACAUUUGAAUACUUCAGAACUUUUAUUACAAAGUAUUAAACGACUAUUUAUUAUUCAGCGAAAAGAUGAUACUAAAUUGUUAUCUGUCGACGGCAAUGAUCAUCAGUUUGAUCAACAUUUACAAGUUAUUAAUUUGUCUCUUUUUAAUUGUGUAAAUUCAAUAGUACCUCAAGAAUCAUCAUUAACAUCUGCAGUUUACUAUACUACUCUAAGAAAUACACCAAAACAAAUGGAUUUUAAAAAGGAUUUAAACCUUGUAAUGGAUAAAGAGGAUAUUUGCUUAUUUGAUGAAUAUUCCACUUUGAAUGAUCAAUUAACAAUUUCUCUUGCAAACGGCACGAUAACAGCAUUCAAUUCAACAAAUCUAUUGAAAUGUCCAGAUUUACUACAACAUUUGAAACUCGUUCAUCAAACAAUUCGUCGGAAAUUUGCUAUUAAAAUUAUCGAAAAUAAUUUAGCCAAUUAUCAAUUACAACUUUCUAAUGAAUAUACAGGACGUUUGAGUGUUCUGAAAGAACUUGGAUUUAUUGAUUCGGCAACACAAAGCUAUUGUCUUAGUUUUAAAGGUUUCUUUGCAUGUGAAUUAACAAGCAAGGAAGUUUUAUUGACACAACUUUUAAUCGACGGUUUUAUUAACGAUUUAUUAGCCCCUGAUAUUGCAGCUGUCCUCUCAGCGUUUUCCAAUGAACUAAGAGCACAAGAUUUUACUCCAGAAAAGACAACUAGCUAUUAUCUCAAAGAAUUAAUUGACUCAAUAAAUUGUACUGCUUCUACUACUACAACUAAUUAUACAAACAAUUUUAAUCUUCAUAAGGAUUUAGAAUGUAUUCCUCGUCAUUUACUUUUAGUAUUCAAAAACGUUUUAACUCGUGCCUAUGAGCUGGAAAAAUUACAACGACUUCAUAAAUUAACUGACCCAUAUUUGGAAAGUCGACUCGAUCUACGUAUAGUUCCAUUAGUUUAUAAAUGGGCUAAUGGUUAUUCAUUUUCUGCAACCAUAUCAAAAUGUGAUAUGCCAGAAGGUUCAAUAAUUAAAAGUUUACUACAAUUGGAUGAAUUAAUUCGUCAUAUUUCUGGUGCAUGUCGUCAAUUUGGUAAUCACAUUUUAAGCCUAAAAAUAGAUGAAGCCAGAGACUUAAUUCAUCGUGAUAUUGUUUGUUCACCAAGUUUAUAUGUUUUACAAGAUAUGAAAUUAGCUAAAGAUGAUUAA